UGCUAAGGUCAAGUGGAUUACUAUCUCUUAAAAUCACACCUUUUGGGGGAAAAAGUGUAACAUUUCAGAUCAACUGCAUUCUACAGAAGCUGAAGACAAGGUAUUUCAACUGUGGAUCUACUAAUUAGAGAACAUUUGUUUGAGAAAGGAGAGCUCUUAAAAUUGAGGGAUGAGUUUAAGUGUAGCAGAAAGCUGUGGAAAGAAUGUACAAUACAGGGUAGACCAUCUUCUCAGUGCUGUGGAAAAUGAGCUUCAAGCUGGAAGUGAGAAGGGGGACCCCACAGAAAGAGAACUGAAGGUAACAUUGGAGGAGCGUGAGCUGUGGAUGAGAUUCAAGGAGCUAACAAAUGAAAUGAUUGUAACCAAGAAUGGAAGGAGAAUGUUUCCUGUUUUGAAGGUCAGUGUGUCUGGUCUAGAUCCCAACGCCAUGUACUCUUUUCUGUUGGACUUUGUGGCAGCUGACAAUCACCGUUGGAAAUAUGUAAAUGGUGAAUGGGUACCAGGGGGCAAACCCGAACCUCAGACGCCAAGCUGUGUUUACAUUCAUCCAGAUUCACCAAAUUUUGGAGCCCAUUGGAUGAAAGAUGCUGUCUCCUUCAGUAAAGUGAAGCUCACUAACAAAAUGAAUGGCGGGGGACAGAUUAUGUUAAACUCCUUGCAUAAGUAUGAGCCAAGAAUCCAUAUUGUUCGGGUGGGAGGACCACAAAGAAUGAUCACUAGCCAUUCCUUUCCUGAGACACAAUUCAUAGCAGUAACUGCUUAUCAGAAUGAAGAGAUUACAGCACUUAAAAUUAAGCACAAUCCAUUUGCGAAGGCAUUUCUUGAUGCAAAAGAAAGAAAUGAUCACAAAGAGCUACUGGAUGAUGGAAUAGAUGGUCAACAUACAGGUUACUCACAAUUAGGUGGCUGGCUGAUUCCUGGAUCAGGAUCAUUAUGUUCCUCUGGUAACCCUCACUCUCAGUUUGGAACACCUCUAUCACUUUCAUCUCCUCAUGGGUGUGAGCGAUAUUCAUCUUUGAGGAAUCACCGUUCUGCACCUUACCCCAACCCAUACUCCCACAGGAACAGUUCUUCAACAAGUUUAGCAGAUAAUUCAACUGCCUGCCUUUCUAUGCUUCAAUCCCAUGACAAUUGGUCCAGUCUUCAAAUGCAAACUCACAAUGGAAUUUUACCAAUGAGCCACAGUGGUGCAUCUACUAAUUCAAGCCAAUAUACCAGCCUAUGGUCUGUAAGUAACAACACACUUACACCAGUGUCUCAGUCUGGAGGGAUUCCUAAUGGAAUAGGAUCACAGUACCUGAGAGGUUCCACAGCUCACUACAGUUCUAUUUCCCAUGCUGUACCUUCGCCAUCUCCUGCGUCCCCAUUAUAUGACCACGGAACAGCAACAGACCUUGCAGAAAGCCAGUACGACGUUACAUCACAUACUAGACUAUCUUCACCAUGGGCAACAGUCACACCUCCAUCUAUGUAAACCAAAGACUUGUUUUUUUGAUACUCAGGACUUUUAAGAACAAGGGAGGCCUUGGUGUUUCUUAAAUGGACCUUAGAAUAAAGGGCACCAAAUCUAUGCUGCUUUUACCAAUGAGUUUACUGACUUUAUGACAAUUUGGUGUGGAUCUUGCUGGAGAAUCACAGACUUGCUGUCUCACAAAUCAACUGUCUACAUACUGUAUGUGCUAUGUCUUACCACCUACCAUUUAUUCAAUGUAAAGUAGAAUAUUGAUAGAAAAGUUAAGAAUAUAACCAUUUUCAAAAAAAGGGAAAGUCUGUACAUAAUUUAUCAAACAAAUAUUUAUGCCCUCAAUAAUUGAUUUCCCUCAUAAAUUGCACAUUCAGUUUUAAGGACGUUUACAUUUUAAAUAACUUUGAUUUGUUAAAAAUACAUUUUAUGGUCAAGUCAUUUUAAAAAUAUGACAUUAAAAUAUAUAUCAUAUUACUAAAUUUAUAAUGUUUUCAAUCCAAAAUUCAAUUUUCUAGUAAAAAGGUGCUAUAAGGAUAUAAUUGCUCCGGAGCAGGUUCGCAUACGUGAGCCCGCUACCUGCAAUAUAAGAAGAGGUGGCAAAGAGAAAUCCCAGACAACUCGCUCGCCUGCUUUCUGUGAUUGACAGUCCCUUCUCUCGCAUGAUUGGUCAGAGGAGUGAAAGGGCCGGCAUGACAUACUCAGUUGAGAAGCUGUCUGCAUGCCUUUAAUACAUAGGGCCCUAUGUGUUUAAAGAGACAGUCUACACACAGAUUUUUUUAUUGUUUAAAAAGUUAGAUAAUCCCUUUAUUACCCAUUCCCCAGUUUUGCAUAACCAACAUUAUUACUUUGUAUCUAAUUAUCUGCAGACUACCCCCUUAUUUCAGUUCGUUUGACAGCAUUUUAGCCAAUCAGUGCUGACAGGAGUGAGCACAAUGUUAUCUAUAUGGCACACAUGAACUAGCGUUGUCUAGCUGUAAAAAACCUGUCAAAAUGCACUGAGAUAAGAGGUGGCCUUCAAGGGCUUAGACAUUUGCAUAUGAGCCUACCCAGGUUUCGUUUUCAACAAAUAAUACAUAGAGAACAAAGCAUAUUUGUUGAUAAAAGUAAAUUUGAAAGUUGCAUAAAAUUGCAUACCCUAUCUGAAUAAUGAAACUUUAAUUUUGACUAGACUGUCCCUUUAACCUUUUGAAGAAAACAUAAUAAAAGAAAUGACUGUGUAUAAAUAAAAUGCUCUAAUGAAAUAGAACAUUUUAUUUGAACCCUGGAAUGAAAAUUUUAAGAAAAAUGCUACAUUUUUAAAAAAUGUUCAUGGUAAUCUUAACAAUAACAUUAAAGGGACAUGAAACCCCAACAUUUUCUUUCAUGAUUCAGAUAGAGAAUACAAUUUACUUCUAUUGCAGUAUUUCAUUUGCUUCCUUCUCUUGUUAUGCUUUGCUGAAAGGUUUAUCUAGGAAAGCAAAGGAGCAGCAAAUAACCUAGGUACUAGCUGCGGAUUGGUGGAUGCAUAUAUAUAUAUAUAUAUAUAUAUAUAUAUAUAUACCGAUUGUCAUUGGCUCACCCAUUUGUUCCGUUAGAAAUCAGUAGUGCAUUUCUGCUCCUUCAACAAAUGAUACCAAGAUAAUGAAACAAAUUAGAUAAUAGCAGUAAAUUAGAAAGUUGUUUUAAAUUGUAUUCUUUAUCUGAAUCGUGAAAGAACAUUUUUGAGUUUCAUAUCCCUUUAAUACAAGGGUGAUCAUAAAAUGCAAACACAAUGUAUUGUAACAUUGCAGUGUUUAUUUUAUUAAUAGAAUGUUAGCAUAGUUGGCCAAACUGUAUUUAUUUUUUGACAGGAUUUAUUUUAUGUUUGUUUUGUAAAAUCUGUUUGUAUUGUACAUAUGUUAAUGUUUACUGUUAGACAAUCAGAAAAAAAGCAUGUGAUACAGAGGUAGCACAUAUUAUAUAUUCUGGUAAUGUGUGGGAACAUGACUUAGGCCGGGGACAGAAAAAUGGAAUGCACUAGUGAUUUUUUUUUUUCAUUAGAGCACAUUAGUUGGUGCAAUACUGUUGAAACAAUUCUGAUUUUCAUUAAAAAAAAUACAAAUCUUUGAAGUCCUUUCCUAUCUACUUUGGAAGUUAAAGGGACUUUGAACACUAAAUACAUUUUAUAAGCAUAGUAUUGAGGUUUAGUUAUGGGUGCUGCCAUGUUGAAAUCUAGUUUUCACUACAUUCCAGUGCUGAUGUGUUUGCACAUGUGCAGCAACUCUCCCUCAGAUACCUGCAGUAAAACUUAGGUUCCAAUAUGGCAGCAGCCAUAAUUAGAGGGAGGUGCAUCAUGAAAUGUAUUUAAUGUUUUGUGUCCCUUUAAGGAUGUUUUUGUUACCUGGCUUUUACUUGUCCCCUGCCUCUGAGGCUGCGGUCUUCAAUCCGCCCAAUCCUAUACGAUUGGGCUGAUUGACACCCCCUGGCCGUGAAUCUGCAGAGGGAGGCAUUGCACAAGCAGUUCUGGUGAACUGCUUGUGCAAUGAUAAAUGCAGACAGCAUAUGCUGUCGCCAUUCAGCGAUGUCUAUCGGACAUGAUACGCUAGAGCGAUCAUGUUGGACAGACAUUGGUAAAUCUACCCUAUUGUCUGUUAUUCUUCUCUGUACAAAACCUAACUCUAGUUAUCUCAUUCAUUUUGUAAGAUAGUACUUCCUGAAAAGUGUGCGAAACAUCUGAAGCAUAAAAUACUUUUAUGAUUUA
Molecule: messenger RNA, 4184 nt
Organism: Bombina bombina (fire-bellied toad)
Lineage: Eukaryota; Metazoa; Chordata; Amphibia; Anura; Bombinatoridae
Gene: TBXT
Product: T-box transcription factor T
Exons: 8
Coding region: 170-1474 (434 amino acids)
Biological process (GO): heart morphogenesis; regulation of transcription by RNA polymerase II; positive regulation of DNA-templated transcription
Cellular component (GO): nucleus
Molecular function (GO): RNA polymerase II cis-regulatory region sequence-specific DNA binding; DNA-binding transcription factor activity, RNA polymerase II-specific
Source: RefSeq, a predicted model, not a curated record